Molecule: messenger RNA, 1608 nt
Organism: Chaetomium globosum CBS 148.51
Lineage: Eukaryota; Fungi; Ascomycota; Sordariomycetes; Sordariales; Chaetomiaceae
Exons: 4
Coding region: 1-1608 (535 amino acids)
Biological process (GO): transmembrane transport; carbohydrate transport
Cellular component (GO): membrane
Molecular function (GO): carbohydrate:proton symporter activity
Source: RefSeq, a predicted model, not a curated record
AUGGGGAACCUCAGCAGAAUAUACCGGAUAGCAUUCCUAGCCGUCAUCGGCGGCGCCCUCUUUGGCUUUGACAUCUCGUCCAUGUCAGCUAUCAUCUCGACACAGCCGUACUUGUGCCAGUUCAAUGAACGUGGCUUUGAUGAGAAGGGCCAGUGUUUGGGUCCUUUUUCUGUUACCCAAGGUGGUAUUGUUGCCGCCAUGCCUGGCGGCUCUUUGAUCGGCGCUCUAGUCUCCGGCUGGCUCUCCGACCGCAAUGGCCGAAAGAAGGCCAUCAUGAUUGGUGCUCUUGUUUGGAUCCUCGGUUCCAUCAUUGUCUGCGCUUCGGUUCACCUAAGCAUGCUCGCCAUUGGGCGUUUCAUCAACGGCUUUGCUGUCGGUAUUUGCUCGGCCCAGGUCCCCGUCUACAUCAGCGAGAUCUCUCCGCCGUCGAUGCGUGGUCGUCUCAUCAGCCUGCAGCAGUGGGCUAUCACCUGGGGCAUUCUUAUCAUGUAUUUCAUUUGCUUUGGGUGCGCCUACAUCGAAGGGAGCGGCGCUUUCCGUAUCCCCUGGGCCUUGCAGAUGCUACCCGCCAUUGGGCUUUUCGCCGGCCUUCUGCGCGAGCCCGAGUCUCCCCGGUGGCUCUUCAGCAAGGGCCGAGAGGCUGAAGCGGAGAGUGUCCUCGCUCUACUCCACGGCAACGGCAACGCCAACUCCGAUUUUGUCCGGCACGAACUCCAGCAAAUCCGGACCGCCGUACAGGAGGAACACAAACAUGCCGACGCCAGCUGGUCUGAGUUGUUCGCCUCCAACAUGCUCAACAGGAUUUCGAUCGGUAUCUUUACUCAGAUCUGGUCGCAGCUCACAGGCAUGAAUGUGAUGAUGUACUACAUUACAUAUGUCUUUACCAUGGCUGGGCUCUCAGAAUCCGGUACCAACGCUGUCCUCAUCCCCAGUAGCGUCAGCUUUGCCAUCAAUGUCAUCAUGACGUUGCCGGCCCUUCUCUGGCUCGACCGCUGGGGUCGCCGGGCGCCGCUACUUAUCGGAUCUGCAUUGAUGUGCCUCUUUCUAGUUAUCAACGCCAUCAUGUUCGGCGUCUACGGCCGCACUCCUUACCCUGGCGAAUUUCCGUCGGCGUCCGAGUCCAUGGCGGUGAGCGGGGCCCCUGCUUGGGUCAUUAUUGUGUCGACCUGCCUGUUUGUCGCCAGCUAUGCGCCGACUUGGGGCCCUGUAUCGUGGACCUACCCUCCGGAGCUCUUCCCUCUGCGCCUCCGUGGCAAGGCCGUCGCCCUCGCAACCGCGGCCAACUGGACCUUCAACUUCGCCCUUGCCUACUUUGUCCCCCCGGCCUUUGAGAAUAUCACUUGGAAGACAUACGUCAUCUUUGCCGUGUUUUGCGCCACGAUGCACCUCCACGUCUUCUUCUUCUUCCCCGAGACCGCCAACAAGUCACUCGAGGAGGUGGCCCAGAUAUUUGAUGACAAGCAGCCAGGUUCUAUCAAACAUCUCGGCACACCGGCGUGGAAGACCCGGAACACCCCGGCGGCCAUCAUGCACCAGGAUAGCCAAGACACCUCCAAAGAUACGGGGCUGGGACAGGUGCAUCAGGAGGGCCUGAAGCAACGGUAUUAG